AUGGGAGACUCUAAUGAGGAUAGAAUGAUAGUUGAAGACAUUCUGACUCAAUACAUAUCUGGUUCAAUAUUUUCAAAACUUAGAACUUUUAAAUGUUAUGACCCUGAUAUUAAUAAAGAUAUAGAACUUCCUGAAAAUGGAGAAUAUUAUUUAGUUAAAUGGAAAGAUUAUUCUGUACUUGAAUGUUCAUGGGUUGAACGUAGUAAAUUAGAAGGAAAUAUUAAAAUUGAUCCUAAUAAUAUAUUUAAAGAAUUUAUAAAAAACAAUCAACUUGGUUCAAUUAUUGUACAACCAGCACUAAAUAAAGAGUAUAGUGCUGAUAUUUUAAUGCCAGAAAAAAUUCUCAAUAAACAACUUAGAGAUGAUUCAUCAAUGGGUUAUUUUGUUAAAUGGAAUUAUAAUGAUGAAAUCUUUAUAUCUUCUGAAAGUAGUGAAUUUUUUACAAGUCCUGAAUAUUCUUUACUUAUUAAACGAUAUGAAGAUCGAACAAAACCUAUUGUUUCAAUAAGAGAUUCUAAAACAAAUCCAAAAGAAUUUCCAAAAAAUGAUCCAACUAUAAAAUAUGUCAAAGAAGUUAUUAGAAGUUUAAAAAAAGGAAAUGUUACAUGGUGUUACAAUUCAUUACAAUUUAAAUUUGAAUUAUUUAAAAUGUUAUAUAGAGAAAUGACAAUGGGAGUAACUGGUCCUUUUAUUUUUGUUACUGAAGAAAGUAAUAUUCCAUUUUAUAAAGAAAAUAUAAACAGAUUCUUUCCAGACAUAAAUAUUACAUUUUUACUUGAUAGACCUACAACUGUUCCUUUUCAAAAAAUUAGAAAAGAUGAAUUAUAUAGAAAUGAUAAAAGAGGAUUUUAUAAUGGUAUUAUUAUUUCAACACCUAAUAUGUUAAGAAUUAAAAGAAAAGCUUUUGUUGAUAUUCUUUUUUGUGAUAUGGAUCCACAAGCUGCAUUUCAAUUUAAUUUCUUUUGUGAAGAAAAAUCAAUUUGUAUUCUUUAUGAUAAAUUUACAGAGUCUGAAGCAUUAAGAUCAAGAAUUGAAAAAAGAAAAUUAGGUGAAGUUUCUUUUCUUGAAUAUACACCAAUUAAUUAUUAUAUUAAAUAUAUUGAUGUUUUUCUUCAUAUGAAAGAAGAACAAAUGAAUAUGUAUAAUACUAUGAAAAGUUUAAUGAGUAAAUCAACAACUAAUAAAGAUUUAUGUCUUGAAAUGAUGAAACGAAUUUUAACAGACUCAUCACUUUAUAAAGGAAAUAAUUUAGGAUGUAAAGUUGAAUUUAUAAUUUAUUUAAUUAAAUUAAUUUUAAAUAAUACUCAAUUUAAAAUUGCUGUAUUAGGAGAUUAUGAUAAAACACUUAAAACUAUUUCAGAAAAAUUAAAUUGUAAUAUGAUAGAAUGGGAACUUAAUUUUCCACUUGUUGAAUGUAUUUGUUCAUUAAUGUUUUUAAAUGAUAUUGAAAGUAAUGAAAAAGAAAAUAUUAUUCAAGAGUAUAAAAAGAAAAAUGGAAAUAGACAAGAUAAAUUAAAAAUAAACAAUCGUGUUGUAUGUGUUGAUAAUUCAUGUAGUAGAAUGUUUUUAGAUUUAAGUAUGAUUGAUAUUGUAAUUGAUCUUAGUAAUGAAUAUUCUCCACUUUUUGAAUCAAUUAUUAGAACCAAAUAUUUAAUGUUAUCUAAAAAGAAUUUAUUUGUAUUUGAAUUAACUAUUAGUGAAUCGUUAGAUGAAAUAACAACAAUGAUGAAUGAACUUGAUCAAGAAUUAAGUACUUCAGAAAAAACACAAAUAUAUUAUCAAUUAUUAACAAAACAUAAUUUUAAAUAUGGAUACACUGGUAAAUUAAAACCAAUAGAUGAAACAUAUUUAAUUAAUGAUUUAUUAACAUUUAAGUCUCAUGAAGAAAUUCAUCAAAUUGUUUUAGAUGUAGAUAAUAAUCAAAUUAGGUUAAUUAAUGGAUUUGCAAAGAAAGGAAAAAUUUAUCCAAUUGAAGAAUUGAAUGAACAAAUAGAUACAAAUACUUUAAAUAAGUCUUCUUCAGAUGAAAUUCAAAUUGAAGAACAAAAUAAAGAGAAUAAUGAAAUUAAUAAAUCUUCUUUAGAACAAAUAAAGACUAUAAAAGUUCCAACGUUAGAAAAUAAAAAUGAAAUGAAAUUAAAAGACUUAAUAAUUGGUCCAAAAAAAUUUAAUAAAGAAAGAAUUCUUGAAAAAUAUGGUCGACUUGAUCAUGAAGGAAAUGCUAUUAAACAAGAUGAAGAAAUAGAACAAAAUAAUUUAUUAGAACAACAUGAUAAAAAUCAAAAUAAUACAUCAGUUAUUAUUCCUAUUGUUCCAUUAGAAGAACUAAAAGUUGUUCCAAUGGAUGAUUCUGAUACUUCAGAAGAAAUAAUUAUUGAAAAUGAAUUACAUAAAAUUUUUAAAAAAUAUAUUCCAACAAUGAGAAUUGAAAAGAUUAAUGAAUGGUUAAAUUGUAUUGAAAGUUGUAUUCAAAGAUUUGGCAGUAAUGUUUCUAAUUGGAAAAUUGAUAAAACACAAUUUGUUCCAAUUACUUCAUUUCAAUUACAGAUAAUUGUUAAUGAAAUACUUUCUAAUCCAAAUUGUCCAAAAGAAGUUAUCACACAUUCUCAAAUGUAUUCCAUUUUAAGUUAUGCAAUGAAAUUAGUUUAUGAGUGUAAAACAUUACUUCCAGUUAUUCCAUCUACUUGUUUGUCAUGGGAUAUUUCUUGUGACAUAGCUUUAUUAAUGUGCAUUUCAAAUUAUGGACUUGGUGUAACUGAAUUAUAUCUUAAUGAUUUUGUCAUAGGAGGAGUAUUAUCUUUAGGUCAUUAUAGCACAACAGAAGAGAAAAUUAAAUUUUUAAAUUCUCGUAUUGAUAACCUUGUUGAUGAAUAUUUUAAAAUAUUUAAGACUCAAGAAAAAAAAUAA
Molecule: messenger RNA, 2907 nt
Organism: Entamoeba nuttalli P19
Lineage: Eukaryota; Evosea; Mastigamoebida; Endamoebidae
Exons: 1
Coding region: 1-2907 (968 amino acids)
Source: RefSeq, a predicted model, not a curated record